Molecule: messenger RNA, 873 nt
Organism: Prunus armeniaca (apricot)
Lineage: Eukaryota; Viridiplantae; Streptophyta; Magnoliopsida; Rosales; Rosaceae
Source: the annotation of a GenBank genome assembly
AUGGAAGUGGAGGUUGACGAGAAGGAGCUGAAAGCCGCCGGAGCUGAGCCGUUGACCGACGGACGCCAUGGCCUCCGUAUCCAUGGUUGGGAAAUCGAGUCUCGCAAGCGCUCCAUUCUCAAGUCCUCCACCCUCGAACUGUGGGAGAAAAAGCUUGAGACAUAUCACAUGCCAGAAAUGGUGUUUGGGGACAGUUGUUUGGCUCUGAAACACGUUAAGAGUGGCUUUACAAUUCAUUUCAAUGCAUUUGAUGCUCUAGUUGGGUGGAAGAAGGAAGCUUUGCCACCAGUUGAAGUCCCAGCUGCUGCUCAAUGGAAAUUCCGAAGUAAACCCUCCCAGCAAAUAAUACUGGACUAUGAUUAUACAUUCACAACGCCAUACUGCGGAAGCGAAACUGUUAAGUUUGAUGCAGACAAGCUUGAAGGAGGAGAGAUCUCUAAGGAUACCUGCAAUCUCCAUUGGGAAGACUGCAACGAAAAAAUCGAUGUAGUUGCUUUGGCUUCGAAAGAGCCUAUUCUCUUUUAUGAUGAGGUGGUCUUGUAUGAAGAUGAAUUGGCUGAUAGUGGAGUGUCACUUUUAACUGUAAAAGUGAGAGUCAUGCCAAGUUGUUGGUUUCUCCUGUUGCGAUUUUGGCUUAGAGUUGAUGGAGCGCUAAUGAGACUAAGGGACACUCGAAUGCAUUGUGCUUUUAAUGACAAUGCAAGUCCCACUAUUCUUCGAGAAAUCUGCUGGAGAGAAGCCACAUUUCAGGCUUUAUCUGCAAAGGGAUACCCUUCUGAAGAUGCUGCCUAUAAUGAUCCAAGCAUCAUCAGCCAAAGGCUUCCUGUGAUCAUGCAUAAGACCCAAAAGCUAAAGGUACCUGAUAAUGUGUAA